This is a messenger RNA of Triticum aestivum (bread wheat), 1872 nucleotides long. Its product is annotated as putative F-box/FBD/LRR-repeat protein At5g44950. Bases 97 to 1605 code for a protein of 502 amino acids. The record is from RefSeq and is a predicted model, not a curated record. NCBI's taxonomy places the organism in Eukaryota, Viridiplantae, Streptophyta, Magnoliopsida, Poales, Poaceae. The transcript has 3 exons. Gene Ontology annotation, molecular function: protein binding.
AUAGAGAGAGAGAGAGAUAGUAAACCCUCGGUUCCCAAUCCCUGGAUUUGUUCCCCGUUCCCCAACUUCCCACGGCGUCUCGGCAAGCCGCCAGCCAUGGCUUCGCGGCUGCUACUGCUGCGGCGGCGGGCAAGGAGGCUGCUGCAGCUGCUGCGGCAUCGACUGCAAGCUUCCAAGAAGCGUAGGAUCGACGACCAAGAUCCACCGGGGAGUGGCAGCUGCGACCAUGUCGAUGUGGGGAGCGUCGAUCACAUCACCCGAGUCCCCGACGCCGUCCUCGGCAGCAUCGUGUCUCUUCUCCCCACCAAGGAAGGCGCCCGCACGCAGGUCCUCUCCCGCCGGUGGCGUCCGAUCUGGCGCUCCGCUCCUCUGAACCUCGCGCUGGACUGUGAGCUCAAGAACCAGGACUCGAUCCCAAAGAUCCUCUCCGAGCACACCGGCCCCGCACGACGCUUCUCCGUCCGCCUCUUCACCGACUGCAGCGGCGACGAGAUCGAUGGCUGGCUUAGCUCCCAAUCCCUGGACAAUCUGCAGGAGCUCGAGCUCACCUGCAUGUUCUGGCUCGGCCGGCGUCCAUUGUCCUUGUCGGCGUUCCGAUUCUCGCCCACUCUCCUCGUGGCCAAAUUCCACGGAUUCCAUUUCCCCAACUCGAUCGCGCAGCUGUCCCUCAAGUUCCCCUGCCUCGAGCAGCUGACCCUGAAAAAGGUCAUCAUCUCGGAGGACGUUCUCCAGAGCUUGCUCUCUGGCUGCUCUGCCUUGGAAAGCCUCGAGCUCAAGGAAAAUCGGGGCAUUGCUCGCCUCUGCAUCAGCUCCCAAACUCUUAGGAGUUUGGGAUUUUUCGUCGACUGGUGGAAUGGAGGCACUGGUAUCUUUUUGCAAGAGUUAGUCAUCGAGGACGCCCCUUGCCUUGAGAGAUUGCUGCCGCUUAAUUCAACGGGCAGCAAAGUGGUCAUCCGGAUAAUCUGCGCGCCUAAACUGGAGAUAUUCGGUAUGCUCCUGUCUGAAGUCAUACCCGAAUUCCAACUUGGAAGUUCAAUUAUUCAGGAAGGGGUUGCUGUCAGUUUGACAACCAAAAUGCACACCAUGAGGGUUUUGGCUCUCAGCUCUACUGGCCCUAAUCUGGAUGCAGUGGUUAACUUCCUCAAGUGCUUCCCUUGCUUGGAGAAGUUGUAUGUCAUUUUCCGGUUACCUUCAGACGACCCAGGGGAGUAUAUGAAUGCCCGGAAGUAUGACCCGCUGGACCCGAUUGAAUGUCUUGAGCUUCAUCUAAAAAAAGUGGUGUUGAAGAAUUAUGUCGGCAGCAAGAGUUCAUAUGUUGACUUUGCCAGGUUCUUUGUUCUGAAUACAAAAGGGCUAGAGGAAAUGAAAAUCACAUUGCCUUACCACCGCCAGCACGGAUGGUUUGCUCAUCAACUCAGCCUGCUACGAGUCACAAGUAGAGCUUCUCCAGAUGCUCGAAUUGAAAUGAGAUGUGGCACUAGCGAUGAUUUCACACACAACAGGGAUACCCAUGAUUUGUCAAUGGAUGACCCCUUUGACUUGCCCUCCAGCGGAUGCUCAACGUGUGAAGAGAAGGGUCUAGAAGAUGCUAUAUACCAAAUUUAAUUAGAACUUGGGCUGCCAAGACCACCAACCUGUGGUGCUAGCCAGUAAAGCCUCCAAGCCUUUCUAUGAUGUAGUUGAUGCCCAUCUUGAAAAUUGUAUUGCCUUCUUUACAAGCCCAAGCUUUUGUAUCUAGCCUAUGAUGUUGUCCCGGCGUUCUACUUCAUUUAGUGAUGGAAUGUUUUCUGGCCCACUGAGGAUUUUACUAGGACAAAGGAGAUGGUGUCUAAGCACAUGUUUCAUAUCUUGCAUGAUGUAUUUUCUCUGUUC